This is a messenger RNA of Periophthalmus magnuspinnatus, 2058 nucleotides long. RefSeq names its product transmembrane protein 98 (gene tmem98). The transcript has 7 exons. Gene Ontology annotation, cellular component: endoplasmic reticulum. NCBI's taxonomy places the organism in Eukaryota, Metazoa, Chordata, Actinopteri, Gobiiformes, Gobiidae. The record is from RefSeq and is a predicted model, not a curated record. The coding region runs from base 142 to 816 and encodes 224 amino acids.
UUGGAGACGUCGGCGCCCUCUCCGCGCUCUCGUGGACGCACAGAGACGCGCGCUGGUCUCCUCAAAGGAAUUUAACUUAAAAUGUUUAGAUAAGUGCUUCCUGUUCAAUCUGUUGCUACCGCCGUGUUUGGGGCCAUUACCAUGGAGACAGUAGUGAUUGUGGCGAUCAGCAUCCUGGCAGCCAUUUUCCUAGCCUCUUUCGUGGCUCUGGUCGUGGUCUGCAAACACCGCUACUGCCAUCCUCACGACCUGCUGCAUCAGUUUGACUCCAAACCCACAGUUGACCUUAUUGGAGCCAUGGAGACGCAGAGUGAACCGUCCGAGCUGGAACUGGACGACGUCGUGAUCACUAACCCUCACAUAGAAGCCAUUCUGGAGAACGAGGACUGGAUAGAGGACGCUUCUGGCCUGGUCUCACACUGCAUCUCCAUUUUAAAGAUUUGCCACACGCUAACAGAAAAGCUGGUUGCGAUGACGAUGGGCUCGGGGUCAAAGGUCAAAGCACCAGCCAGUCUCAGUGAUAUUAUUACAGUGGCCAAACGCAUCAGUCCAAGAGUGGACGAUGUGGUCAGAUCUAUGUACCCACCACUGGACCCAAUUCUCCUGGAUGCUCGGGCCACUGCUCUGCUGCUCUCCGUCAGUCACUUGGUUCUGGUGACCCGAAACGCCUGCCACAUGUCGGGGAGCCUGGACUGGAUUGAACAGUCCCUGAACGCCGCCGAGGAUCACAUGGUCGUGCUGAGGGAGGCCGCGCUCGCCUCUGAACCCGAGAGGGGCUUUCCGGCGCCCGACCCGCAAAGAGAACAGGCCAUUUAAGAUGUAUGAUGUACUCUUGUGUUUAUGUAUGUGUAAAGGGCUGGAGUCUUACACUGAGGUUUAUGACACGUGAGGAAUGUGAAAAAGCUUAAAUGAGAUGUGUUUGGUUAAAAUGUUAGUGGGAUUUACAGUGUCUUGAUGUGAUAAGAUUUGACUAUAGUUCAAAAUGAAAACAAUAAUGAUUUGAACCCAGUUAGAAAUGAAAUAUGUUGAAAAAAAUCCAACAAAAAAAGGCAGCAGUAGCUCAGUUGGAAAGAAAGUUUAUCCACUGAGUCACAGGUUGGCGGUGCGACUCCAGCUCACACAUAUGAAUGCUGUCGUUGUGUCCUUGGGCAAGACACUUAACCCACCUUGCCCCCCAGUAUUUGUGUACUCUGGUGUAUGAAUGUGUGUGUGAAUGAGUGAGCGCUUUGAGUGACUUAAAGGUGGAAAAGCGCUGUAUAAAAUCAUCAAUCUAGAGCUGAUACAAUAGACUCAAAGUUAAAUAACUGUCACUAUGGCAACUGUAGUAUAAUUUUGAGGGUGAAUAAAACUGUAGUAUCAGGAGCACAACUACACACAGGAUUUGUAUCUUAUAAUUAUUAGUAUUUUUGUAUUUUUUCCAAUUGCAAUGGUGGAUGAAGUACUCAGUUUUGAUACUUAAGUAAAAGCACAGAUACAGAGGUGAAAAGCUACUCAAGUAAAAGUAAUAGUAUCACAUGAAAAAAUCUACUUAAGUAUGUGUUCAAAUAUGUACUUUAAGAGUAAAAAGUAUUUCACACAAGGGUUAAUUUGUGAAAGUGUCAAUGUAGUGAUGUAGAUUAAAAAUGAGACACAUUUUGGUCACAGUAAGAACACAAAUCAGUUUUUUAAUUUUGUGUAUUUAUUUCUGUUUGCUCAAAGCCAAACUCAAAAACUUUAGGCAGGAUGUUACCACGAACAUAAAAAAAACUUUUUACUUUCAGUCCAGUUAAAGAAAGUACAGAUACUGCUCUCAAAUAUAGUGAAGUAAAAGUAAAAAUUCACUGUUAAAUAUACUACUUAAUUACAGUACUUAACUACUUUUACUUUAUGUUCCGUCAUUGCCCAAUUGUCCAACCUUCUUUUAAUAAAACAAACUCUCUGUGUAAAGUCUUUAGUAUAAGUAUGUUUCAGACUUAAACUUGAACAGCUCUGUGUUUCUAUUUGUUUACAUAUGUUUUACGUUUCUAUCAUUAUUAUGGACUGAAGUAAACAGCUGAACAAUGACAAUAAAGAACCACG